This is a messenger RNA of Neurospora hispaniola, 171 nucleotides long. RefSeq lists its product as uncharacterized. The transcript has a single exon. The record is from RefSeq and is a predicted model, not a curated record. Lineage: Eukaryota; Fungi; Ascomycota; Sordariomycetes; Sordariales; Sordariaceae. The coding region runs from base 1 to 171 and encodes 56 amino acids.
AUGAAAAAGAAUAAAAGAAAUAACCAAGGUAGAGCGAUGUCGCGUACAUUGAAAAGACGAAAUUUUGCGGGUAAAAACGGGAUUUACAAUAUCAGGUAUCAUCAGCUGAACCGCCCCAAUUUUCUGGCAAAGUGCGUACCUGUAAGUUUUUGGUGCGUAUCGGCAAGUUAA